Galendromus occidentalis (western predatory mite) is the source of this 1767-nucleotide messenger RNA. Its product is annotated as peroxidase skpo-1. Bases 1 to 1767 code for a protein of 588 amino acids. The record is from RefSeq and is a predicted model, not a curated record. Gene Ontology annotation, biological process: response to oxidative stress. The transcript is spliced from 2 exons. Lineage: Eukaryota; Metazoa; Arthropoda; Arachnida; Mesostigmata; Phytoseiidae. Gene Ontology annotation, molecular function: peroxidase activity; heme binding.
AUGUCGAAAGCUGAAAUGUUACACCUGAAAACGUCGACGCUAUUCAAUGACUCCAUGGAUCGCUCACACUACGAAAAUAGCCGCGAGAAGAGAGACCUGUUCUACAGCAGUAUUGGAUCCUACCUCAAGCACUGCGUGAAACCCGUCCUUCAGUGCGGAACCGACGGCUACCGAUCGUACAGUGGGAUCUGUAACAAUGUCCGGAAUCACAAGUGGGGAGCUGUGCAUUCCUGCCUCUUGAGGCUCCUACCGGCGAAUUACGAGGAUGGCGUGGCGAAACCGGUCAAGCUCGCACCACCCAGCACAAUAUCGGCGAAACUGCGCCAUCUCGGGAGAGCCGGCAAUUCCACGAACUCAGUCACGAACUUUUUCUUCGCUUUCGGACAAUUCCUCGCUCAUGAUAUCACCAACUCGGUCACCUCGGAUAUAAUCGGCAGUGAUUGUUGUGAAUCGAGUGGAGAAUCCCAAGAUCAAUGCGAGAUGAGGCUCGACGUCUCAUCGGAUCCUUUUUUCAAGAGACACAACGUCACUUGCAUAAACUUCAUCCGAGGCGCGCGAUGUCCCUGCAAAUCGGGUCCUAGAGACCAGAUGAACGGCGCCACGAGUUUCAUCGAUCUGUCGCAAGUUUACGGGAACGAUGGACUCCUGAGUGAUUACCUGAAGGAUACAGAGGAGCCCUAUCUUCUAAAAACGGAGCGAGGCGACGAGCUUCCCCUGGGUGGCAAGGAUUGCGUUUCUACUCUUUGCUUCUUCGGAGGAGAUCACCGUAUCAAUCAGCAAGCCGCAUUGACGGCCAUGCACACUCUCUUCUUACGUAACCAUAAUUUCCUGGCACGGAAGCUGAGGGAGCUCAAUCCAACAUGGAGUGCUUUCAAGGUAUUCGAAGAAGCUCGCAAGAUCAGCAUCGCGCAAUUCCAAGUGGUGUUUCUGAAGGAAUUCCUACCCCUUCUGCUCGGGUUCGAGCUCCUCGAUCGCCACGGAAUGUGCUUCGAGACUUUUCUCCGAAGAGCGAGCGUUUAUGACGAUAACUUGGAGCCCGGGAUGUUCAAUGAAUUCGUCACGGCGGCGUUCCGGCUGCACACAAUGAUACCGGAGAGGUUGGGGAGAUUACCGUACAAGUUUUUCGAUGUGGACGAGUAUCUCAGAGAGGAUGGACGACCUGGGGACCACUGCUCUUCUGUGCUCCAAAAUCUGAUACACUCCAGAGGGAAAACACCGGAAUUCCCAGCAUCGAAUGUUGUUUCUCGACACAUUUACGACACGGACGGCGACUUCGGCCUGGACUUGGUGGCCAUCAAUAUCCAGCGCGGGAGAGACCACGGGUUGAGGCCUUACGUAGAUUACUUGGCCGCGAUGAGGAACAUAAGCGUGACCAAGUUCGACGAUUUGAUUCCUCUUAUGGGUGAUGAAGCCCCAUUGAUCCUGCAAUCAGCAUAUGCGGACGUGGCCGACGUGGAUCUGUUCGUUGGUGGUCAUUUGGAGAAGAAGCAACACGGUCUUCUCGGCUCGCUUGUUGCUGAAAUUUGCGUGACCCAGUUCAAAAGAAUCAUCGAAGCCGACCGUUUCUUUGUCACUCAUCGGAAUUUUUUCUAUAAGGAGCAAUUCGAGGCUUUGAUGCGAUCCACUUCGGCCGAUAUCUUGUGUACGAAUACCGAGUUGAAAGAGGUUCCGACGAAUGCCUUCAAGAUGGGCUCCGAGGCUGUAAUAUGCUCAGAGAGAUCUGGUCUCAAUUUGGAGCUCUGGCGAGAUCAUUAUACUCAAAUCUAA